Molecule: messenger RNA, 2107 nt
Organism: Aedes albopictus (Asian tiger mosquito)
Lineage: Eukaryota; Metazoa; Arthropoda; Insecta; Diptera; Culicidae
Exons: 5
Coding region: 535-1956 (473 amino acids)
Source: RefSeq, a predicted model, not a curated record
GAUGAUUUUAGUUUAGCUUCAAUCGUUUAGCUGUGCGGUUGCAUUUCUGCUGUUUGUCUCCUUUGGGUUGUGGUUUAGCCGGAGACCCGUCAGUACCUACCAGUAUCGUGUGCGUGUAAAGCCUGAACAGGAGCAGUUGGAAGUGUCUGGGGCCAACAAACAGAUAAUUCGCGAUAAUUCUUUGCGUGUGAACUAGUUGUGUCGAAGAAUUGGCAGCCAUUGGCACAAGUCCACGCGAAAAGUGAUGUUUGUUCAUUACUAACGGCCCUUGUGCGGUGUAGUGAUUGGGUUUCCUUGCUGUUGGUCAGUGCACAGUUUUGCGAAAUGUACUAAACGUACGGAACCGAAGUGGAAUUAUCAGAGUGAUGCUAGUUUCUACGGAUUAGAGCAUAAUUGGCGAUAGUCGAACAGUCGGUGAAAUUCGUUAAUAACAGUGGACAAAUUCUUCGCAGUGCUUCAAUCAAGGAUAGAUGAGAUCUCUCUAACGAAAGUGUCUUCGACUGGAUCCUCUACGACUGACCUCAUAGUGAUAAGAUGGAAAUACGAUGGUGUUGGGCAGCAUUUAUCCUGCUUACAGUAAUUUCUCACCGAGCUGGGACUCACAAUACAGUUGGUGUUCAUCAUUCGGAUAGUGCAGAUAACACCAGUAGUACAACUAAAAGUAGUAGUAGGAGUAGGAAUAGUGAUAGUAGCGCUAAUAAUAGUGAUAGUGAUAGCAAUAGCAACAAGUCUUCCAAUCCAGUCAUCAUUAGUGAUAAAUUAGAGAAGCAAUACGAAGCGCCAUAUCAACCAACAGCUAAGGCAAGCUUAGAAGACAUAGCAAGCAAGUUAAAACAAGAUGUUGAAUCUAGUUAUAAUUUGGAUGAAAUAAUUGCCAGUACGGAGGCAGCUUCGACUAAAAGCCUGAAGAAAUAUUUGCUAAAGGAAAGCAAAAAGUACAGAAAAAAGUAUGUGUCGAACGACGAUUAUCGGCAGACGGGUGCUCUUGACCGUGAACCCAGGAAAGCUCCUAUGGAUGAAGACGAUGCAGCAGCACCUUCGCCGACGAGCAACGAGUCGGAGAAACCUCACAGUCGCAAGAAGCGAUUGAUUUGGGUAACGGACGACGGCAGGCUGGCACUUCCCCCGGGCACCUCGCUAACUAUUGCGCCGACAAUUGCGCUGCCAUUCGUGCGCUAUCCUCCAACGGGAUUUCUCUCCAACAUUUCUAUCAGCUUACCGGUCACGAUCGACUUCGAUAAACUUGGAUUAACGGACAACCAGAACCCGUUGGGAGUCCUGCCUCCCCUGCUAGCUCGUUCAAUGGGCCGUGCCGCCGGAAGCAUCCUGGCUGAUUACGUUUCGGAUUAUAUGCGCACCAGGAGACGGAAGCGGAAUGUACCGAACUUUACCGGCAAUGAAAACUUCAAGAUUACCACGAACUUCAUCGAUGGCGAAGACACUGAACAGAAAGCACCCGUUCUGCCGGAUGAGCACAAGCACGCGUUCCAUGGAGGAGAAAGAGCACUAUUGUAUACGGUGGUAGAGGACUUCAUCGCAAACUUUGGUCUAGAUGGAAAAGCCUGUAUGCUGCGUGCAAUAUGCGAAGUGCAUUCGAAGCCCGUUGAGAGAUUCGGGCUGGUUGGCGAGGUUUUGAAGUUAUUUUUCACUGCAUCACUAUCGCCGUAUUCGGAACAUUUGGACGAGUAUGUAUCAGCGGAAAACGUCGGAAAGGGUAAAUCUGGACCAGGUGAAUGCUUCCCGUAUUAUAAGGAUUGCCCCAAGAGUCUUUUCCAGAUGGGUAAAAACUUCCAGCAUCGCUACAAGGAAGACCCGGUGCAUGAACAUUCAGAAGAUAGUUUAUACGAAAACGAGAUUGAUGAUAUUGAACGUGAAAUACGUAGAGCCAGCAGAAGUAAAUCCAAAGAUGAAGCGGUGAUACAACUGGAGGAUGGUGUAAAUAAGAUGGCCAUGUAGAGAGUGAUUUUUUAAAUUUUGUUUCAUACUAUGGCCACACAGGAGGAUUUUUUUUCUACAUUUCGUUUAUGCCAAAUGUAUAUUUGUCAAAAGAUUAAUUUUCUAUUUGUGAGGGUUAUACUCAAAGUGGUGUAAGUGACAUCAAAUUAUU